AUGACCCAGAAAACUGACUCACUCUGCGACCCGCAGAGUGAUUAUGCGGCAACAGAAUGGGCCACAGAAAAGCUUAUUUCUGCUAAAUAUUUUCUUUCAACUCCCCAGCGCACUGUUCAAUUCGGCAUCAUGGAAUCCGGGGUUUUAGGAAAAACUUUACGGGGUCUUACAAAGAGAAUGUCGAAAAUCCGUGUUCGUACAUCCACUGGGGCAACUCCCUAUCUACUGGUUUACAAUACUGAAGUAGUUAUUCCCGCCGAAGUAGAGAUCCCUUCCUUAAGAAUUAUACAGGAAGCCGAGCUCAGCGACGCAGAAUGGGUUAGAGAUCCAAGAAGGGCAGCUAGAGUAUGGCUUGGAACUUUUAAUACAGCAGAGGAUGCAGCUCGAGCUUAUGAUAAAGCUGCUAUUGAAUUUAGAGGUCCUAGAGCUAAGCUUAAUUUCUCAUUUGCUGAUUACACAUCAAUUCAAUAG
This is a messenger RNA of Nicotiana tabacum (common tobacco), 471 nucleotides long. The record is from RefSeq and is a predicted model, not a curated record. NCBI's taxonomy places the organism in Eukaryota, Viridiplantae, Streptophyta, Magnoliopsida, Solanales, Solanaceae.